GGUGCCAGGAGGGUGUGGUGGCACCAGUGUCGUCAAGAUGCGAGACUUAGCGUGUGUGAGAGCCAAGACUCUGCUGGCUAAGAAGGCGGUGAAGCGAGGGGAUAUUAUCCUCACAUCAAAACCUUUCUGCACUCUCCUUGACUCCUCCCUCACCGGCUGCUACUGUGAAUACUGUUUUGGUUCAGCCAGGAAGGACCGCAUACUGCGGCGCUGCAGGGACUGCGGACGAGCCUGGUAUUGCAGUGACCUGUGCAGGGAGCUGUCGCAGCCGCAGCACCAGCGGGAGUGUGCGGUCUUCCGUAGUCUACCGCACUUCACACCCAGCGACUAUGCUAGGUUCCUAGCAAGACUGAUCCACAAGCUCAGGAUGAUUGCUGUGGAACUGAGGUCACGUAAAAUCAUUGAGUUCUUGGGAAGCGGGCUUUGA
Molecule: messenger RNA, 427 nt
Organism: Cherax quadricarinatus
Lineage: Eukaryota; Metazoa; Arthropoda; Malacostraca; Decapoda; Parastacidae
Source: RefSeq, a predicted model, not a curated record